CAAACUAAGCAAGCUAUAGCUACAUUUUUAAUAACAAAAUUGAAAUGAAAGACAACUUUGCUUUGUUGCAAUGGAUAAAUUCAAUGGUAAGCAGUCCGCACUGCCACAAGCUGCAGGAUCUGAGCAAUGGCGUCAUACUGUGUCGUCUAAUGGGCAAACUGCAGCCGGACAGCAUUGCCAGCGUGCUAAUUAUUAAUCGUCCUGGCAAUACCAACGAGGCGCUGCAUAAUUUUAUGCUGCUGCAGUCCGCCUGCACCAUGUGCCAGAUCAAUUGGAGCUGGCGCAUAAAGCAGCUGACUGCAGGCAAUGAGCACGAGCUGCGCACGCUGGCCAAACGCUUAUCACGCUUAACGCGCAUACGCUUGAACUUAACGCCAGCGACGCUGCCGAACAGCCAGCAACAACGUUGCUUUACACGCGUUGUGGCAGGACAACAGCCAAUGUCCUUGAGCGCCGAGUCCAAUGAGCUACAAGAGUCAACGCAUUCCGAUUCGCUGGACUUGCCCGAAGAUGAAUCAACGUUGACAACUAAGCCUUCAAUUGAGCUGCUGCAUGAUCUAGAUUUGGAGCAGCUGCUCAAUCGUCAGCGCUUGCAGCUGGUAGCACAGCGAGCCGCUGCUCCCAAGUCCAGCUCCCAAGCUGAUCCAUAUAAACCACUAAAGCAGCGCAAGCUCAACAGCACAUUUAAUGACUUUGAAGCGUUGUGCACUUGCCGCAGUUGCAUGCAAAACGCAGCAGCAUUAACUUUCUAAUCAGAGUAUCAAAUAAAUUCACUUCAGUAUUAAUA
Messenger RNA from Drosophila busckii, 787 nucleotides. RefSeq lists its product as uncharacterized. The record is from RefSeq and is a predicted model, not a curated record. The transcript has 2 exons. Gene Ontology annotation, molecular function: protein binding. NCBI's taxonomy places the organism in Eukaryota, Metazoa, Arthropoda, Insecta, Diptera, Drosophilidae. Bases 45 to 752 code for a protein of 235 amino acids.